Molecule: messenger RNA, 2251 nt
Organism: Myotis lucifugus (little brown bat)
Lineage: Eukaryota; Metazoa; Chordata; Mammalia; Chiroptera; Vespertilionidae
Gene: FNTA
Product: farnesyltransferase, CAAX box, alpha
Exons: 10
Coding region: 1060-1746 (228 amino acids)
Biological process (GO): protein geranylgeranylation; protein farnesylation
Cellular component (GO): protein farnesyltransferase complex; CAAX-protein geranylgeranyltransferase complex; cytoplasm
Molecular function (GO): CAAX-protein geranylgeranyltransferase activity; protein farnesyltransferase activity
Source: RefSeq, a predicted model, not a curated record
CAAUUUCGGGAUUGUCUGGCCGCCACCGAGUCUUUGCUGUCAGCAGCUGAUGGGUAUAGAGAACUGAAAAACAGGUGAAAGGAAAAGAAUAUAAGUAAAGAGGGUUCACACUGGGCAGUUCACGCAGAAAUGCCUGUGGUAUCUACUGUUGUUUUAGCAUCGGUAAUGGGAGUAUUCAUUGAAUGCACGUUUUAAGUGCUUGACAUGUUAUCUCACUGAAUCCUCCGAACAGUCUUUUAAAUUUGGUUGGUGAUACUAUCAUCUCCAUUUUAUAAAUGAAGAAACUGAGGCCCGGGGAGGUUAGGGAGCGUCAGGUCACACAGCUGUAAGUGGUAGAGCCAAAACUCAACUCAGCCGGCUGUACAGUCAGUUAAUAGUGCUGACUUUGAUUGUAAAAUGUCAAUUCCUAGUACAUUGUUACUCGGUUUUUAAAAAAUACUAACUCCAAAGAGUCCUAUUAGACCAAUGAAUUAGAUUGAUUUCUAAUUUAAAACUAUUGUAUCCGUGCUGCCAAAACAUGUUUUUCCACUUACAUAAAAAUCUUAAAUUUGAAUACUGUUAAUUUAUUUUAUUUGGAAGAUUAUUCACAUUAUUUUUAUUUUAAAGUUGAACAUGUAAAGCAAAGUGGCAAAACUUGGUCAUGAAGAAUCCAACCAUAGUUACAUUAAGAUGUUUAAAAGCUACUAGUAUUAAUAGACAGAGCAGAAUGGGCUGAUAUAGAGCCAGUGCCACAGAACGAUGGCCCCAAUCCAGUGGUCCAGAUCAUUUAUAGUGAAAAAUUUAGAGAUGUUUAUGAUUAUUUCCGGGCCGUUCUGCAGCGUGAUGAAAGAAGUGAGCGAGCUUUUACAUUAACCAGAGAUGCUAUAGAGUUAAAUGCAGCCAAUUAUACAGUGUGCAUUACUAGUAACAGCCGAGAAAUGGAAGCACCUAGAUGUCCAUCAAUAGAUGAAUGGAUAAAGAUGUAGUGUACCGUAUAUACAGCAAUGGGCAAAAGUAGACUUACAGUUGCAUUUCCGGAGAGUUCUCUUAAAGUCGCUUCAAAAGGAUCUCCAUGAGGAAAUGAGCUACAUCACUGCAAUAAUUGAAGAACAGCCAAAAAACUAUCAAGUUUGGCAUCAUAGGCGAGUAUUAGUGGAGUGGCUAAAAGAUCCAUCUCAGGAGCUUGAGUUUAUUGCUGAUAUUCUUAAUCAGGAUGCAAAGAAUUAUCAUGCCUGGCAGCAUCGACAGUGGGUUAUUCAGGAAUUUAAACUUUGGGAUAAUGAGCUGCAGUAUGUAGACCAACUUCUUAAAGAGGAUGUGAGAAAUAACUCUGUCUGGAACCAAAGAUACUUCGUAAUUUCUAACACCACUGGCUACAAUGAUCGGGCUGUAUUGGAAAGAGAAGUCCAGUACACUCUGGAAAUGAUCAAGCUAGUACCACAUAAUGAAAGUGCAUGGAACUACUUGAAAGGGAUUUUGCAGGAUCGUGGUCUUUCCAAAUAUCCCAAUCUGUUAAAUCAAUUGCUUGAUUUGCAACCAAGUCAUAGUUCCCCCUACCUAAUUGCCUUUCUUGUGGACAUCUAUGAAGAUAUGCUAGAAAACCAAUGUGACAACAAGGAGGACAUUCUUAAUAAAGCAUUAGAGUUAUGUGAAAUCCUAGCUAAAGAAAAGGACACUAUAAGAAAGGAGUAUUGGAGAUAUAUUGGAAGAUCUCUUCAAAGCAAACACAGCACAGAAAGUGACCCACCAACAAAUGUACAGCAAUAACACCAUCUAGAAGAACUUGAUAGACUGCUUUUAUUUUUUUAAGAGACUCUAAUGCAGGAGUUUAAAACUACCCUGUGCCUGUGGUUUAAAACAUGCAUUGCACAGAUACUGCUUUUUAACAAGAACUAAGUACGAUGUUCCUUGGGUGCUGCUGCCAUGCAGACUAGCUCUAAGUAAUUCGAUUAUUUUAUAGCAAAGUAAUUGGGGGGAGGGAGAAGGAAAAAUGUCCCAUAUAGGAACUUUUGUAGUCUUAUCAACAUUUACUUUAACCCCUUAGCAUCAACUCCUCCCUGAAUGGUAUAUGCAUCAGGAUUUGCAGCAUAAAUGAUUACAGAUUACUUAUAUGUAAUGGAUAUGAGGUAGCUUAAAUUUUGGUUUAGGAAGCAAGGAAUGCAAUUGUUACUCAGAGCUGCUAUGCCACACUCACAAUAUCUUGCUAUUACUGUAACCAACUAAUGCCAAAAAAAUGGUUUUGUAAUAAAAUUAUAGAUGUAUUCUAAAACAA